CCCGCCGCUCCCGCGCAGGCGCCGCCAUGGCCGCCACCGGCAGUUGCUGAGGCGUCGCUGUCGCUGCUCCGCUCCGGGCGGCCCCAUGAGGAAGCGGCGGCGGCGGCGUUGGAGCGGCGAUGGGCUCGCUGAGCAGCCGGGUGCUGAGGGGGCGGGCGAGCCCCGCGCGCGGCGAUGGGGCGGCCGGAGACGGCGACGGCCGGGGCGGCAAGAGGAAGCGCGGCGGGGCCGAGGGGCCCGGUGACAGCGACAGCGAUAGCGAGGCCGAGCGGGAGGAGCGGCUGCUCAACACCCCGCGCAGGAAAAAACUGAAAAGCACUUUUAAGUAUAUUUAUCAGACUCUGUUUCUGAAUGGCGAGAACAGCGAUAUCAAAAUUUGUGCCCUGGGAGAGGAGUGGAACUUGCAUAAGGUAUAUUUGCGUCAGUCAGGCUACUUUUCCAGUAUGUUCAGCGGAUCUUGGAAAGAAUCUAAUAUGAACGUCAUAGAGUUGGAGAUUCCUGACCAAAAUAUCGAUAUAGAAGCUCUCCAGGUGGCUUUUGGUUCACUGUACAGAGAUGAUGUCUUAAUAAAACCCAGCCGAGUCGUUGCGCUUCUAGCAGCAGCCUGCAUGCUGCAGCUCGAUGGCUUAAUCCAGCGAUGUGGUGAAACAAUGAAGGAAACCAUUAAUGCAAAAACCGUCUGUGGUUAUUAUAAUUCAGCGGAGACGUACGGGUUAGACUCUGUGAAGAAAAAGUGCCUUGAAUGGCUCUUGAAUAACCUGAUGACUCACCAGAGUGUUGAACUCUUCAAAGAACUCAGCAUAAACCUCAUGAAACAGCUGAUUAGCUCUUCUAACCUGUUUGUAAUGCAAGUGGAAAUGGAUGUGUAUACUGCUCUCAAAAAGUGGAUGUUCCUCCAGCUAGUGCCUUCUUGGAACGGCUCUUUGAAACAACUCCUCGCUGAAGCUGAUGCCUGGUUUGCCAAGCGUAUGAAAGAUUUUGAGGGUGACGUUGCGUUCCUGGAAUCAGAACAGGGGAGCGCGUUCCUGCCGGUGUUCACACACUUAAGGUUGCCAUAUAUCGUCAGUGAUUUGGCAUCAGCCAGAAUUGUGGAGAGAGAUUCCCUGAUACCCCCAGAAUGGCUGUCCUCUGUUUACAAACAGCAGUGGUUUGCCAUGCUCAGAGCAGAACAAGACAAUGAUAUUGGGCCUCAAGAAUUAAAUGAAGAGGAAAUGGAAGGAAACAGCAUGAGGUGUGGUCGAAAACUUGCAAAGGACGGUGAUUACUGCUGGCGGUGGACGGGCUUCAACUUUGGCUUUGACCUGCUCGUUACUUACACCAAUCGUUACAUCAUUUUCAAGCGGAACACGCUGAAUCAGCCGUGCAGCGGGUCGGUCAGCCUGCAGCCUCGGAGGAACAUCGCCUUCAGGUUACGUCUGGCCUCUUUUGACAGCAGUGGGAAAAUCAUUUGCAGUAGAGCAACAGGAUAUCAGAUCCUAACCUUUGAGAAGGACCAGGAGCAGGUGGUGAUGAACCUGGACAGCAGGCUCCUCAUCUUCCCGCUCUACAUCUGCUGUAACUUCUUGUACACGUCGCCGCAGAAGAAAACGGAGGGUGAGGCGCUGCCGGAGAAUUCGGAACCCUGAGCCCUCUCCAUUGGGACGCAGUAGCGCUUGUAGGACUCUCUGCUUUCCGUUACCUGCCUUGCUGACGCACAGAGCCCUGACAACAAAGGCCUUACACUGUAGCUGAUAUAUCCAUGGCCUUAGUAUACUCCUAUGCAUAUCUGAAGAUCAGAAAUUAUCUAGGCCAAAACUAGUUAUCCCCUAUUUUUUUAAUUCUUAUUUAUGUUCCGCAUCUUCAGACAGUAGCCAUUCCGUGUUUGGGAAACGUUACGCUUUGAUUUCUCUGGGUGAAAACUGAGCCAAAUUGGAAAUAGGGGGUUUGCGUGAACAUCUUAGGAGGUUACCUGUGGGAUUCGGAGCACACGUGAUAGGACGUGUGGGUUUUGUGUUGGUUUUUGGGUUUUUUAACAACUAGUUUGUACAUACCAGCUCCAUAUUCUGCUUUAUUUUGUGGUUCUUUUCCAUUAGGGCCACGUACAUCUGUGUAAAUGUUGCCUGUCAACUUCUGUUAGUUAUUGAACUGUACGGACUUUCAGACCUGCUGGUUUUUAAGCCUUUAUUGCAUCUCCCACUCAUGCAUUUCUUUCUUGUUCUUGGACUUUUUUAACGUUGCGGCAGAUAUUUCCCUUUCUUUUUAUACCACGUGAAUUUGCUCAUAAGGAUGCUCAUAAGUGAAUUAUCAUUCUCCAUGUGCUGAAAACCUGUAUUAACCAUCCUUGGAGUCUGUGACACAGCAGCAGCUUUCAGCCAGGAUUCCACUUACUACACUCACGUGAACCAACCACCACCUUCCAAACAUCAUUUUUUGUGACUUGUUUCAGCUGUAACAUUGGGAAUAUAUCCCCUUUUAGCUCAGGAACUUGUGACCUUCGAGUGCCUUUUGAGUUGUGUGUGUUACCAAACUUCCCAUCAGUUAAGCGAGGUCACAGGAUCCGAAGGAAGAGCCGGGAGCAAGGGAUUCCUUUCCGUUGGUUUGACAAAGGAGUCGAGUGUAAGUGAUACACCGCGUUCAUUUUUUCUGUCUGUUGAGUUUUAUGCUUGUCUGUUUGAAUUUUGAAUCCCUACAGCAGGAUUUGGGGGUUCAAAGUGGGAAUUUUGCCUCUUUAGCCUAUUUUUUUAACGUUGUCAGAAAAGUAGAAAACCAUUUGUACUUUAUAACAAGGAUAAAAAUGUGUUGGGCAAGAUGGAAAAACAUGGCAACUUGUCAAUAAAUGAUUUCAAGUGUC
Molecule: messenger RNA, 2830 nt
Organism: Columba livia (rock pigeon)
Lineage: Eukaryota; Metazoa; Chordata; Aves; Columbiformes; Columbidae
Gene: GMCL1
Product: germ cell-less 1, spermatogenesis associated
Exons: 14
Coding region: 120-1625 (501 amino acids)
Biological process (GO): germ cell development
Molecular function (GO): protein binding
Source: RefSeq, a predicted model, not a curated record